UUGUGCUGUCAGGUCUGGCAGGACAUCUGUGUGUGUCUCUCUCUCUUCCUUUUUCUGUUUCUAGCAGUGAGCAAAUUGCAACAGGCAAGCCUUAGUUAGCCUGAGUAAGGCUGGAUCUGAGUAGAGAUACUUCCCAGCAGAACCAGCAAUGGACUUGAUCACUAAUGUCUCAUGGUUUGAUCACCUAUCUGCAAAGGAGGAAGUUUUCAGGAGCUAUUUAAACAGCACCGAGGACUAUCUAUCCUUUUUAUGUGGACCCAAGCGGAGCCCUCUGUUCUUGCCCAUGACUUUGGUGUAUGCCUUGAUUUUUGUGGUUGGGGUGAUGGGCAACCUUUUAGUUUGCCUAGUGAUCCUUAAGCACAGGAACAUGAAAACUCCUUCCAACUACUAUCUCUUCAGCCUGGCCAUUUCAGACCUGCUGGUGCUGCUCUUUGGGAUGCCCCUGGAGGUCUACGAAAUGUGGAGCAAUUACCCCUUCCUGUUCGGCCCUGUGGGGUGCUACUUCAAGACAGCCCUCUUUGAGACUGUAUGCUUUGCCUCUAUCCUGAGCAUGACCACGCUCAGCGUAGAGAGAUACAUAGCCAUCCUCCAUCCUUUCCGAGCCAAGCUGGACAGCACCAGGAAGCGUGCUCUGAGGAUUAUCAUCGUGCUCUGGAUCCUCUCGGUCCUCUUCUCUCUGCCCAAUACCAGCACCCAUGGCAUCAUGCUGCAGUACUUCCCCAAUGGCACGCUGGUCCCUGGCUCAGCUACCUGCACCGUGGUCAGGCCCAUGUGGAUCUACAACUGUAUCAUCCAGGUCACUUCCUUCCUCUUUUAUGUGUUGCCCAUGGCUGUCAUUAGUGUGCUGUACUACCUGAUGGGGCUGAAACUGAGAGGAGAGAAAUCUUUGGCAGUUGAUGAAAUGGCUGUGAAUAUUCAGAGACCCUGCAGAAAAUCAGUCACCAAGAUGCUGCUUGUUCUAGUGAUGGUAUUUGCCAUAUGCUGGGCCCCAUUUCACAUCGAUCGACUCUUCUUCAGUUUUGUUGUGGACUGGACUGAGCCGUUGGCCAAUGUGUUCAACCUGAUCCAUGUGGUGUCAGGUGUUUUCUUCUAUCUGAGCUCCGCUGUGAAUCCCAUCAUUUACAACCUGCUUUCCCGCCGUUUCAGAACGGCUUUCCUCAAUGUGAUCUCUCCCCGUUGCAGGCACUGGCCCUCCAAACACCCCGCCAGUGAGAUUCCAGCCCAGCAGAGCAUCUUCCUGGUGGGGGACCGCAAUCUGGUGGACUGUGCUGAAGAUGCGAGCUCCCUGUGCGUGCACAGAACAUCUGUCUGUAGUUCUCAUCUUUGUACUGGCCUAUGACUUUAUGUAGUGCUAUGAGUGGGACAAAAGUCAAUGAAAACCACUAUUUUUCUUUAAAAAAAACCCUAAUAAUCAGGUGUCACAGGGUUUGGGGGUACAAUCCAGACCGGUGAGGGGUUGUCACCUCUUCCCCAGUAGCCCUGGGUGCCUCACUGUGCUUUGCCGCUGUAGCUCCCAACUUGGGCUGCUCACAACCAGCCUACCAGCAUGCAAGUUGCACCCUCAGUGUCUGUGUGCAAGACAGCCCUGGUUCAGCAGCUCUGAUCCUAGUAGUCUGUCUACAGUCCCACUAGCAUCUUUGCUUUGACAAGUUUCCUAUUUGCUAAUGCCAAAGCUGACUUCAGCUUUGCUAAGUGUUGUGGGAUGCUUGACAUGGGUGGACAGAAUUGUGGGAAAAGCAUAAUACAUUCAGAUAACAUAACCUCCCAAUGCUCAUAUAUAUGUAUAAUGUAUAUUACAUUAAUACCAUGUGCAUAAUGUCAAUUAAUGUGGUGUAUACUACACCUAACAUAUAUGUAUUUGCUAACAUGUGGGAGGAUGGGGGGGGGGAAGUCCUUUCCCAGCUAGCUCCAGUACUAACACCAUG
Molecule: messenger RNA, 1925 nt
Organism: Caretta caretta (loggerhead turtle)
Lineage: Eukaryota; Metazoa; Chordata; Testudines; Cheloniidae
Gene: NMUR2
Product: neuromedin U receptor 2
Biological process (GO): neuropeptide signaling pathway
Cellular component (GO): plasma membrane
Molecular function (GO): neuromedin U receptor activity
Source: RefSeq, a predicted model, not a curated record